AUGGUUCUGACACGCAUCACGCGACGGUUGGCUGACUCUGAUUUGGCAGUGGUGAAGAGGGCGGUUCGCGACUGGAACCACGAGACGAACCACAUUUCCUUCGCAGUGCAUUUCGGCGACCUCGUCGACGGACUGUGCCCUCGCGAAAAAUCGCUCGAGGCCUUUCAAACGGUUCUGGGCGAGUUCGGCAAGUUGACCAACGGACCUGUGUACCACAUGCUAGGCAACCACUGCCUGUACAAUCUUCCCCGGAAAACCCUCAACAAGCUGCUUGCCAUGCCGCCCUCCGCCGACCACCGCUCCUACUACCACUUCUCCCCCUUCCCCGGCUUCCGUCUCGUCGUCCUCGACCCGUACGACAUCAGCAUGAUCGGCUGGCCGUCCGGCCACCCGCACGCUGAGCUGGCGGCGGAGAUUCUCGGGCGGCAGAAUCCGAAUGAGGAGAAGAACAGCCCAGAGGGGAUGGUGGGGAUGCAGCGGCGGUUUUUGAAGUUCAAUGGGGGAGUGAGUGAGACGCAGCUGGGGUGGCUGGAGGGGGUGUUGAGGGAGAGCGAUGAGUGUGGGGAGACGGUGAUCAUCUGCUGUCACCUGCCUGUGGAGCCCAACGCCCUUCCCACCUCCACGUGCCUCAUCUGGAACUAUGACAAGGUUCUCGCGACCAUUCAGCAGCACAACUGUGUGGUGGCGGCCAUUUCUGGCCAUGCACACUUUGGAGCGUACACCUGCGACGACAAGGGCAUUCACCACCGGAUUCUUGAGGCAGCACUUGAAUGCCCGACAGGAACCUCAGCCUUCGGCCAGAUUGACGUCGCCUUAGGCGUCAUGGCGCGUAAGGCGUUGGCGCCGUUGGGCGCUGGCACCAUUCGCGUUGGCGCCGUUGGGCGCGGUCGCCGUGGGCGCUGGCGCCUUUGGGCGCUGGCGCUGGCGCUGGCGCCUUUGCGCGCUGGCGCUGGCGCUGGCGCCUUUGCGCGCUGGCGCUUGCGCGUUUGGGCGCUGGCGCUGGCCCCUUUGGGCGCUGGCGCUGGCGCCUUUGGGCGCUGGCGUUGGCGCCUUUGCGCGCUGGUUCUUGCGCCUUUGGGCGCUGGCGCCUUUGCGCGCUGGUUCUUGCGCCAUUGGGCGCUGGCGCUGGCGCCUUUGGCUCCUUGGCUUUAA
Closterium sp. Naga37s-1 is the source of this 1152-nucleotide messenger RNA. The record is from the annotation of a GenBank genome assembly. Lineage: Eukaryota; Viridiplantae; Streptophyta; Zygnematophyceae; Desmidiales; Closteriaceae.